CUAUGGGAAAAAGAAAUUUAUUCCCUGUCUGCGAAAAGAAUCUCUCUCCUCCUCGUCUUCGUUCCGAUCGUCUCUGGAACCUGCAUCGUCGUGGUGGGGGAAGUUGAAAUAAUCCCCCGAAUCGAACGUAACACGUUCUUCCACAUACCCAUUAACGCUUUACUACUUAACCCCCAUUCUCUUGUCUCUCUCUCUCUCUCUCGGUGAAAUUUGAUUCCGGCGACGAUCGGUCAAAUCAUUUGUGGUUGUCGCCGUCAUCUUCGCAAAUCGGAGACGUAUGCUCUGAAGAUGGUGAGGUUUGAUUCGGUUGGGGCUAAUGAUGUUCGUCUUGGCGGUAGCAACCAGUUUUCUUCUCCGUCAUUCUCUUCUUCUUCUUCUCUCAGGCAUGUCAACUACAGUUGUGGCUCGUGUGGGUACGAACUGAACCUAAGCUCCUCAAAUCGGAUCACAUCCACUAUCGGGUCGAAGUAUGGGAAAUCCAUAAAGAGUGGCAUCAUAUCGUUCUUCAAUAUCGACGAGAGCAGAUUCACGCAGGUGGAGGAGUUUCGAUGCAUCCCCCACUUCUCGAAAAACUCUUGGGGUUUGUUCAGACACAGAACUAAACUUCUCUGUCGCAAAUGUAAUAACCAUAUCGGCACUGCUUCUCAGGACAAAGCUUCUGCUCACACCGUCGUAGCAGAAAGUUCAGAUUCGUCGCCCAGCGAUGUCGGCUCUGGCAUCAAGAAGUACGAUAUCCGGAUCCGUGCCCUUCAACCAUCUUCCUCCGCACAAGGAAUUGGGGCACCGUUCUUCUCGUGAAUCGCAUCGAAUCUCUCGUCUGUAAGUCCUUUUAUCGUACAUGCCGAGAUGUUCCAGGGUAUCUUCUGAAAUGUUACCUGUAAAUCUGUCAUGAAGGGUCUGUGUAAUCUUGGUUUUGCUGGUUAGAAUGGUGGAUCUGCUUUUGUACAGAGUAGUACGUAGCAACGCCUAAGGAAGCAUUGGAGGGCAAUGUGUGCAAUCUUCCACCACCCAUUUGUUUUUGCCAUUCAUAAUCAAAUAACAAUGUCUUUCCGGUUGUUCCCUAUUA
Messenger RNA from Tarenaya hassleriana, 1066 nucleotides. RefSeq lists its product as uncharacterized. Lineage: Eukaryota; Viridiplantae; Streptophyta; Magnoliopsida; Brassicales; Cleomaceae. The transcript has 2 exons. The coding region runs from base 289 to 798 and encodes 169 amino acids. The record is from RefSeq and is a predicted model, not a curated record.